Messenger RNA from Phyllotreta striolata, 1462 nucleotides. NCBI's taxonomy places the organism in Eukaryota, Metazoa, Arthropoda, Insecta, Coleoptera, Chrysomelidae. The record is from the annotation of a GenBank genome assembly.
CAAAAUUUGACACACCAAAACGUCGAAUUUCCAAAAAAAAAACCCACAACCCCCGAAGAAGCCGCCCACAAAAAUUAUAAAAAAAAAUGAAAAUUUUCGACUUCUACACCUCCCCCCCCUCCCCCCACUCCACCCCGCCCCUCCCGCUCCUCAACCAAAAAUUCAUCCAAGCAGUCAUCCAAAGCAACAUCCCCCAAAUGACCGAAUGCCUCGACCUGGGCGUCGACCCCAACCUCCUCAUCGAAGACGGCGACGCCGCCCUCCACGUCUCCAGCGACAAAUGCGACUACAAGAUGCUCGACCUGCUGCUCAACCGCCCCACCACCGACCUCAACCUGAAAAACGACCUGGAACUCACCCCGCUGGCGGUCGCCUCCAAGGGAAAUUGCAGGGAAAUCGCCCAUCUGCUGCUCAGGGCCGGCGCCGAUCCGGACGCCCAGGACAAGGACGGCUACACGGCCUUGCACUACGCCUGCUUCGCGGGCAACAUGGGCCUGGUGGUGGACCUGGUGGAGGCCGAGGCGGACGUCAAUUGCGCCAACGUCUUCGAUAUGACCCCGUUGGCGGUUGCCGUGCUCGAUGUUCCCUCCAUAUCCAUAGCUAAGUACUUGAUGUUGAAGGGGGCCAGCUCGGAGGCCGGCAGGAAGCAGUUCCCCUUGCUUUUGGAAUGCGCCUUCAUUUGCCACACCUACAAGCAACUGAACAUGUUCAAACUGCUCAUAUCGAACGGCAUGGACCACCAUCAAGUCCACCCCAUAGAAAACCGGAAUUGCCUCCAUUACGCCGCCAUCACGGGCUACCUGCCUUUGGCCGAAUACCUCAUCAAAUUGAACAACGUCGAACGGGAUCUAUUCGUCCGGGACGCCACUGGAAGAACUCCGAUGGAUUUAACGCUGGAUCACGGGAACUAUUUGAUAUUCCAUCUGUACAAAUUCGCUUAUUUGAAGCGCCAGAUUCGGGAUAGGGACCGAUCGAUACACCGGUACCAACCCCACGAGUAGCUAGAGGUAUUUUUUUGUUUAAAGGAAAUCGAUAAAAUACACCAAAUUUUUUAUUACCUACAAAGACACAGUUAAAUAUUCCGGCUCCGUAGUAGCACGAACAACGCUAGUACUAGCAUUUCCGCGGUGGUUUUUUUCGAAUAAAGACCGCAAAAUUUUCCUGUAGUGAUCACUCAACACAAUCACAUUGAUUUGGACGUUUCUGUUCGAAGCGAAAGUGGCGCGCAGCGCCCUGCAAAAUGGCGGACAAAACAGGUAAUACAAGAGGAAGUUUACGGUGGCGUUGAGGGCGCCCAGCAGGGUGCAAACCGCCCUCGUCGCCUCCAACAGCUCCGAAUCGGCGUCCAUGUAGCCCCCGAUGAAUAUCAACGUUACGGCCCUGGUCCUCGACAGCAAAUUCGCCGGUAUCUCGGUGAGGACGAAGAGCGUUAUCACGCAUACGAGGGUCGCAGUCAUGGCGG